This is a messenger RNA of Gymnodraco acuticeps, 1971 nucleotides long. Its product is annotated as N-acetyllactosaminide alpha-1,3-galactosyltransferase-like. Gene Ontology annotation, molecular function: hexosyltransferase activity. Gene Ontology annotation, biological process: carbohydrate metabolic process. Gene Ontology annotation, cellular component: vesicle; membrane; Golgi apparatus. Lineage: Eukaryota; Metazoa; Chordata; Actinopteri; Perciformes; Bathydraconidae. The record is from RefSeq and is a predicted model, not a curated record.
CGCUCCGUUUCUGAGGGACUUUACUGGCAUUUAUCCGGACCAGUGACCUUGUAUAACAUUCACAAGUGGACCUUUAAUACAAAGUUUGAGUACCCCUGGUGUAAACAUAGUAAACACUUAAUGAGAAGCGUAUUGGAGCGGUAUCCGUCGGUAGAAAACAUACCUGAAAAACAGAGGGGGAGGUAGUUUUCCUGUUAACGUCAGAGAAUACCUUUGAACAAGAAGCUCCCCCUCUGCAUUUUGACCCAGAACACAAAGCUGAGCCGCAGGGAGACGAAUCGUGUCUUAAAACAACAUCAAGGGUGGGGUACUACUUACCUGGUAAAGCUAGUAUUUGACGAAUUAUGGUGACUCUCGGGUGCGGCCGUUUCAUUCAUGAAACAUCAGCUGCUGCCAGUUCUUUCAGAAGAGAGAUCACCUUCAACUGAGCCUUGACCCCAGCGUUUUCAACAAUGGGACAUCUUCAGAGGAUGAGGAGUGUUUGGAAAUGUGUGCUCUUUGUUCCCAUCACACUCUGUGCGAUCUACUUAAUACCUGCAUCUGUAAAACUUUUUAUUGGCUUCCUACCUAUGGAGAAAUGCCAUUUGGAAAGUGCAAAGAUGCUGAAUCUGGACAGCAGUGUGGACGCCAGCCUCAAUCUCCAGUCCAGACCUGACGUGCUAACCUGUACAUAUUGGAAAGCUGCCAUCAUCUGGGAAGGGAUGUUUGACCCCCGCCUCUAUGACGAGAUGCACAAGAUGAGAGGAUCCUCUGUGGCUCUAACAGUCUUUGCUGUGGGCAGAUACCUUGAUGCUUACCUACACACAUUCCUGAACUCAUCCGAGCAACACUUUAUGGUGGGUUUGCCCGUGACCUACUACGUGUUUACGGAUAUGCCAGAGAAGGUGCCUAACAUCAAGUUGUCUCCUCUGAGAAGCAUGAAGGUGAUCAAAGUGGAGAAGAACUCCAGGUGGCAGGACGUCUCUAUGAUGCGAAUGAAGAGCAUAUCAGAUGUGAUAGAGUCUGAUAUUCGCCACCACUGCACGCACGUCUUCUGCUUUGAUGUGGAUCAGGUAUUUACUGGGAGAUUUGGAUCAGAGGCUCUUGGGGAUUCAGUAGCUCUACUCCACGCCCACUACUACCGCCUUCCAAAGCAUUUGUACACCUACGACCGCAACCCAAACUCCAAGGCGUACAUGGAAACUGGGGAUUUUUACUACCACGCUGCCAUCUUCGGGGGGCUCUGGAAGAAUGUGAAAGCGUUGACCGAGGCCUGCUAUCAGGGCAUCAUGGAGGACAAACAGAACAAUGUGGAGGCUCUGUGGCACGAUGAGAGCCAUCUGAACAAGUACAUGCUGCUCCACAAACCCAGCAAGGUUCUCUCUCCAGAGUACUGCUGGGAUACCAGCAUCGGUUUCAGGAGAGACAUACAAGUCACCCGAUUACUGUGGGCACCAAAAUAUUAUGACACACUUCGCACACCUUAAAAACUUGACAAAUGCUAACAAAUGUAAUGUCUCAGGUUCUCAUGCUCCCUGGCUCAUUUUGUUCUCUCAGGAAUUAAUUUGCAUAUCUUCAAGUAUUUUCAUAAUGGAGUGACAACUUCUUAUAUAAAUACACACUUGUCUUUUAUCCGGAUAUCAAAUGUUUUGGUUGCAUUUUUUUCGAUGUAUAAUAUAUAUAUAUAAGUCAACUUUUUACAUGUUUGAUCAAACUGGCUGCACUUAUUGAUCCAGUUUAUUUAUUUGUAUGUCACUUUGCCAAAUGCCACUGUAUCUCUGUUUUUAACUGAUACUUAUUGACACUCAAAUUGUCACAUUUUUUUAUAACUGUCAAAUCAAUAGCUUUUCUUCCCCCUGUUAAUGUGUGAUUUGUGUCAGUCUUUCCUCUUCUGUAAAGCGAUGUGCUGCUCUUCGUUAACUGUAUUCACAGUGUUCAUGUACAAUGUUUAUUAAUUAUAUCUUCACCAAUUUAAGAUACACAUAUAAUCAC